GGUGUGAUCAAAGGAAAAAUGGCAUACAUGGCUCUAGAAGUUAUCGACUAUCAGCGCUUGCUGGAACGAGACGACAAUGAGAUCAAGAGGCUGGUCAGCAUUUGUUCCAAUGCAGGGCUCUUCUUUUUGGACCUGAGAGGACAAGAGAGCAAAUCCUUGCUGGCAGAUCUGCAGCCCAUUAUUGAUGCUCAGCGCACCUUCUUUGGGCAGAAGCCCGAGAUGAAGAUGCCGUACGCGAGCCCUCUCGACGGACGAGGGCUUAACACUCUCAUUCUACAGUUAUCGCGCGAGGAGCAGGUCCAGGGCUGUCUUGCCCUUCCCAAAGACCUGCAAGCGGUUGAGCCCAAAGUCAGCAAUGUGUCCUCCAGAAUCGAUGCCAUUCUCCGCGACAUCUCCAUGCUCUUAUGCCAGAACUUGGACCCUCCUAUUGCGACCAAAGUCGUGGACAAUCCAAGCAGCACCGGCUUAAGCAACUUGUGUCUGGGUAUAUCGGCCGCAAAAGCUGGAACUCCAGUCAUGGGUGAGCAUUUGGAUGAGGAUCUCUUGACACUUACGUUUUACGAUGAGCCGUUCUUGGAGGUGUUGGACAGACAGGCACAAACGUGGAAAGUUGUUGACGUGUUGGAGCAUUUGCCGAUUGUAAAUGUCGGCGAUAGAUUCCAGAGUUUUUCUGAUGGGCGACUGCAUGCGCCUCUGCAUCGGGUCAAGCAGACGCCGAAUCAGAUAGAUCUCAUCAUGUAUGAUUUGGAUGCAAGCAUACAGCAGGUGUGCUGAUGGCAUCCAAUGUAGUUGGAUGGUAUUGAGUACUAGAUACAUGAGAUUUUUCCGAGAAAACAUUUUUGUGCUGAAGCAAUCUCAAUCCAUGAAAAGCCGUAGAUGCGAGGAAGAAGUAUUCUUUUUUUAAUAUUACAUGUACUGGAAAUUUGCACACUUGCUCUCUUACUAUUUGACGAGGUAAAAG
Messenger RNA from Trichoderma atroviride IMI 206040, 961 nucleotides. NCBI's taxonomy places the organism in Eukaryota, Fungi, Ascomycota, Sordariomycetes, Hypocreales, Hypocreaceae. The record is from RefSeq and is a predicted model, not a curated record.